Molecule: messenger RNA, 684 nt
Organism: Alexandromys fortis (reed vole)
Lineage: Eukaryota; Metazoa; Chordata; Mammalia; Rodentia; Cricetidae
Exons: 3
Coding region: 1-684 (227 amino acids)
Source: RefSeq, a predicted model, not a curated record
AUGCCGCAUGGCAUUGUGUUUGUAGCUGAACACUUCCCAAAGCCUUCCCGCUCAUUCCGAUCAUCUGCAGUCCCCACACAGCCUUCCACAUCCUCCUGCCCGCUACUCACAAAUUCCCAACCACUCCUCCCACAUUUUCCUCCGGUCCCCCUCCCCUUCCUUCACUUCUCUCCAUUCUACAUCACUGCCCACUCCAUCCCGAUCUCAGCCGUCAGCCGCAAUCCUGCCGGCUUCCAAGACGCCCAGCCGUCCCUUGAGCUAGCCUGCAGCCCGGCCGGCGUCCCCGGCGCCCCUCGCUCCCACGCCUCUUCCCAGAGGCGCCCCGGCUCCCCGCCCCCCGCCCCCUCGCUCCGCACGGCUCUGCGCCGGAGCGCUGCUCCACGACAGCCCGGGAGCCGCUGCCCAGGGAGGACGAGGCUGACACCCCGCCCCGCACCCCAGGCCCAUUACCGGCCCCGCCGCGGACGCCUCUCCCGUCAGGGUCUCCGCCACCCCUGCUGCCGCCUCAGCCCGUGUGCACUGAGAGAAGACCGAGGCGCGCCGGUCCCCGGGCCCGUCGCGCGCCGGUGCGUCGUGGCCGGGACCUGGGGCAGCCUGGGAAAUGGAGUCUACACCCGGCCCACGCCCAAUGGCAUGCCGGGAGUCGGAGGCGGCCAGUGCCGCAAAGCCCUAGCAAAGCCCUAG